Clunio marinus is the source of this 210-nucleotide messenger RNA. NCBI's taxonomy places the organism in Eukaryota, Metazoa, Arthropoda, Insecta, Diptera, Chironomidae. The record is from the annotation of a GenBank genome assembly.
AUGCUCAAACCAACUCGAAAUCUUAAAACGUCUCUACAGCUAAACCGAGGUCACAUGCUCAUUUCUAGCUUUGUUGGAUGUAAAUUCCAUGUCGAUUUCAAAGUCAAUGCUAAGCUCGCCAUGAGAAGAAACAAGACCAAGCAAUCACAAAAUGUUCAAUACAAACCUGAGACAACAACACACUACAGCCGGAAAGCAACAGUAUCGUAA